Gastrolobium bilobum is the source of this 645-nucleotide messenger RNA. Its product is annotated as protein MEI2-like 3. Bases 195 to 581 code for a protein of 128 amino acids. The transcript has 4 exons. The record is from RefSeq and is a predicted model, not a curated record. Lineage: Eukaryota; Viridiplantae; Streptophyta; Magnoliopsida; Fabales; Fabaceae. Gene Ontology annotation, molecular function: nucleic acid binding.
UUGAAGUUCAAUUCUCGAUCCUUGAUUUCAAUCUGUUGAAAAUGUACACGCAUGGUUCUGUUGGCCUGUGAUUCCUAUUCAGCCAAGGUUCAUAUCUAAGAAAUGUGAGGUUACCGAGGAAUAAUGUUCUGUCUGAUCGGCCCAUUACUGUUGGUUCCCUUCCUGAGGAAGAACCAUAUAAAUCUCUUGAAGAAAUGGAGGCUGACACUAUAGGGAAUCUCCUUCCUGACGAAGAUGAUCUGUUUUCUGGUGUGGUUGAUGAGUUAGGAUACGGUUCUCCUGCCAGAAUAAAUGAUGACUUGGAAGAUUUUGAUCUGUUUAGCAGUGGUGGAGGCAUGGAGCUAGAAGGAGAUGAACAUUUGACUUUAGGCAAAAGUACUAGUGGUCUGGAUGGAGAUUCUGUUUUCUUGGGAGGUUCUAAAGGAAAACUUCCUUUUGGUGAACAGCCUUCUAGAACACUUUUUGUUCGAAACAUUAAUAGCAAUGUAGAAGACUCUGAGCUGAAGGCUCUUUUUGAGGUCUGGUGGCCGAUAUUGACGUUGAGUCUGAAAAGCAUCGGUGGAUGGGAAGUGCUCGUAUAGAUUUUUAUAGUCUCACUCGAAUCUUCCAAUUGAGGCAUUACAUUGGAUGUAUUUAUUUUGUGCC